AAUUAAUUUCCUAUUAACGUUUUUAAACAAGUAUUCGUCAUGGAAUCCUAGUACGCGAUUGAAUUUCAUUAAAUGAUUAGUACAGUGACAAAACGUUCGAGUAAUGUUGAUUGUGUGUAUGUGUUGACGUUAUGAGAGUAAAUAUAUUUGACAAGGCUGUAAAUAUUUCAUCCCCAUGGCUAAAGGAAAAUUGAGGGGUUCAGACUCAAAUAAUAAGUUAACAGCUUCUAAUGCAACUUUUAAAAAUGGGGAAACAUAUACAUCAGAGUUUGAAAUUAAUGAAAUACCACCUAGUGCCCGCACACUGCUUACAAAGGGUUACAUACAAGAUGAAAUUAAUUCUUAUUCAGGUGCUACUGUUUCAACACGUGGACGUUUCAUGACAGAACAAGAAAAAUUACGUUGUCCAAAUGAACGUCCUUUAUACCUCUACAUACAGGGACAUACAAAACACAAUGUAGACUUGGCUAUACAAAAAAUUAAUGAAAUUAUUAAAACAGAGCAUCAGAGUUCUUUAAAUAGGCCAAGUAGGUUUACCAAUGCACCACCACCUCUUAUGAGUUUACAUUCAGGAGUUACAUCCGUGGAAAAAAUUUGUGUUGGAAUAGAAAAUGCUCCUGAAGGGUUUGAUUUAAGAGGUAGAAUUAUAGGUGCAGGUGGAGCAAAUUUGUUAUAUAUUAGGGGUGAAACAGGUGCAAAUGUAACUUUAAGAGGUAGAGGGUCACAAUUCAUUGAUCCUGUUCUAGGAACUGAAUCUCCUGAACCAUUACAUUUGUAUAUAGAGCAUCCAAAGCCAGAAGCAUUGCAAAAUGCAAAACAGUUAGCAAUCAAUUUAAUUCAAACAAUGCAAUCUGAAUUACAAUCAUAUAUACAGCAACAACCACCACCUGUACAAUCACAGCAAGUUAUAGAACAGUCUCAAAUACAACAAACACAAUUUCAAACCAUGAAUAUUGGUACUUUGGGACAGCCUAAUGUUGUUACUAUACAACAUCAAGAUAUCAUACAACAUCCUCAAAGUAAUGUAGUAACAUUACCAGCAACCAUUCUCACUGCUACAGUAACUGGUGCACCAGGGUCUGGUAUAACAGUUCCUCCACCUGGAGUACACAUUCCUCCCCAUUCUGGGCCAUUAGUACCACCGCCACAAGCUCAGGAAAUACAAACUUUUAUGCCACCUCCACCAGUUGGACAAGUGCAAUUAAUUGGUCCUCCAUCAACAGUAAGUCAAGUGCAAUAUCAAAUUCAUCCUGGGCAACCAUUACAAAUUCAAGGACUUCAACCUGGAUCACAAUCAUCACCACAACCUGUGGCUCAAAUGUAUGUUAUGAGUCAGCCACCACCACAGAGUCCAGCUCAACAAAACUUUAUUACAAGUAGUAGUGCACCAGUUAGUGGUGCAGUUUCUUAUGUUUACACACAACCAAAUGUGCAAAGGCCUUCUACACCACCGCAAGGAAUUAUCGAAGCUGUCAACGUAAAUUUACAACAGCCACCUCCAGCAACUCCAAUUAAUCUAACUCAACAGCCGCCGCCACCGUUACUGCAUCUUCAUUUUCCACCGCCAAACUUUCCUCCAAAUCAACCACCACCUCCAGUACCACAGACUUAUCAAAUACAAUAUCAGCAAGUGCAGGCACCUGCAUCACAAUCUCAGACACAGUUUGUGUUACAACCUGGGGAGCAUAUUGUUCCACCACAGUUACAACAAAAUCACGAACAAUCUCAGGCUGUGGCUCAGCAUAUGUUACCUCCACAAUUUGAAGGUCAUGCUCCUCAGUUUCAUUUACAAGUACCUCCUCCGUCUACGCAAACUUUUUUAGUCCCUAAUGCUCAAUCGCCUCAACAUCCUCAACAACAUCCUCUUCCUCCUGGAGGUGAAAUUCAACAUCAACAAGAAGGACCAGUGGAUCAAGGUUCUCAGCCUCAACCAGUACCACCUCCACAAAUUGUACCACCACCUGCUGCUCAAAUGCCGAACUCUAUGAACGUUCUUACUAGUAUUCCACCGCCGACACAAGCUCCUCCUCCACAAAAUGCUCCAUGGUUAUAUCAAGCACAACAACCACAGCAAAUGUUGCAAUCACAAGGUCAACUGCAGGUUCAGAUGCCACCCGGAAAUAUACCUCUACAUAAUGUACCUCCACCGCAAGUUCAAGCACAGAUACAGUAUCAUGCUCAGCACAUGCAGUAUCAAAAUGGCCAUAUGCCACCUCAAGUACACUAUACAGUUCAACCACCACCUCAACAGUUUGAACAAAAGCCUGAUUCACCAGAACAGAAGUCUCAUGGUGUAAAAAGAAGGUUUUCAGAUGUUGAAACAAAUCCGGAAGCAUCACCAUAUCAGUGUGGCCCAUUACCUGCUCAACGUCAUGGAACAGGAGAAGGUGAUCGGCAGCAGCAAGUCUUACACGGUCCCUCACCAACAGCUGCGGGCCUACCUCAUGGAGAUCGAAACAAGCUGCUAAUGCCACCUCCACAUUCAGGUGAAAAACGCAGCUUGGACCCAAAAACUGCAGGCAUAAGUUCAGGAAAUGAGCAGAAUCCAAUAGGAGAUUCAGUGAACAUGCAUCCUGGAGGUGGUCCACCUCUGCCUCCUCCUCUUCCGCCACAAGCACCAUGGCAAACUCACCAUAUUAGAGUACCAUGGGGCAGACCACCACCAAUGCCAAGAGAUGGAGAACAUCAAGGAGUGUGUCCUACACUACCUCCAACUAACAUGCCACCACCUCAAAUUAGACCCAGAGGACACAUUGAAGGUAAUCGUUCGCCCGUACAAAAUGCGAUAUUGGAGCAUCCGUUGAAUGUCGAGUAUAAUCAAAUGCCACCGUAUACGACAAAACCUCCCCCUUACAAUUCACACCCAUUGAUGCAAUCCAUUUGCAAUCCACCGCCACCACCACCGCCACAUCAUCAGCAGCGACCACAGCAUCCUCCUCAAACAGUGCAGCAUUAUCAGGUGCCAAUUUCUCAGACAUAUCAGCCACCGACUUCCUGUCCACCGUGGAUGAAUUAA
This is a messenger RNA of Habropoda laboriosa, 3016 nucleotides long. RefSeq names its product extensin-like. The coding region runs from base 176 to 3016 and encodes 946 amino acids. Lineage: Eukaryota; Metazoa; Arthropoda; Insecta; Hymenoptera; Apidae. The transcript has 16 exons. Gene Ontology annotation, molecular function: RNA binding. The record is from RefSeq and is a predicted model, not a curated record. Gene Ontology annotation, cellular component: nucleus.